Caenorhabditis briggsae is the source of this 774-nucleotide messenger RNA. RefSeq names its product Protein CBR-WRT-10 (gene Cbr-wrt-10). The record is from RefSeq and is a predicted model, not a curated record. The coding region runs from base 1 to 774 and encodes 257 amino acids. The transcript has 4 exons. NCBI's taxonomy places the organism in Eukaryota, Metazoa, Nematoda, Chromadorea, Rhabditida, Rhabditidae.
AUGCUUUUAAUUUCUAUUGUUUCUUGUCUAUUCAUUACUGUUCUAGCUAAAGAUGCCAAUGUCCGUAUGGGCUCUCAGUGCUCUAAAAAUCAAGUAGUUCGAAAACUGACCGUUUAUGAGGAUGGGGCACUCGAAGCAGAAUGCGGACCAGUUCCAUGUGGUGAAGUUGGAAGACGUUGUAUUGAUGAUCAAACAUCUUGCCGUGCCGAGACCGAUGUCUUCUCCGGAAUGAGAUGGGCUCCAAACGGUGAGAGUAUCCUGCUCCGUUGCUGUACCAUGCAAGCCAAGAAUAAGAUCUAUGUUGGAACUGAUGUUGUGUCUGCUGGAAGCUUCUACGAGGGUGGAGAAGUUGCCGAGAAGGAUCUUUACGGAGACAAGGGAGGAGCCGAAUACGAUUUUGUUGCUAACGCCAGAACUGAACAAGGAGGAGUCCGUGUUUGGGUUUACCGUAUGAUUUGUGCUAAGGGAGAGAAGCCAGUUGACUUUGAGCCAAUCACUACCACAGCUGUUCCAAAGGUUGUCAAGACGACCACUCCAGAACCAACUACACCAGUUGUUGAGGAGGAAGAGGAUGAGAAUGAGCAAUUGGAAGGAGAAGAACAAACAAAUGAGAAUGUAGCUGAAGUUGUUGAGAGCAACGACGGAGAGGAAGAAGUUGAGGAGGAGGACGAGGAAGAGGAGGUUACGACAACUCCAGAGCCAAAAGCCUUCAACCCACUUCGUUAUCGCCCACCACACUUCCCAAGACAAUCCACCGGAGUUCGUCGGUCCUAA